UUUGAAUUACAAUUUAUGUCGAGAAGAAGAAGCAUCAUCUGCGCACUAAAAAUGUAGACUUGAAAAGUCGCAGGAAGAUGGAAAUUUGUACUUCAAGUACACUCAAGGCAGUUAGUGACUUUAUCAUAUUGGAUGCAAGCCAGCUCAUGCGCUUACGUGUAGUUUUUCCACCAUAACUAAAUAUACAGUAAGGUUUAUAGCGACCCGGAGCUGCCAUUGAGUUAGCGUUAGCUCUGCUAGGUAUCCGCUACUUGGCUAACAUCGGUGAUACACAAGUUGUGCAUCAUGGCCUCAGCUGACGUAAAAAUGCCAGAAAUGAGUGAGGUCGUAAUUGUGACAGUGUCCGAUGACACGUCUGUGGCGGAGGAGGAUAAAGCGGUGUUGGUGGCCGCACAGCUCAGCCAUCAGCCAGGGGAGCAGGUUCUCACAGUCACUCAUGUGGAAAAUGAUGAUUCGAGUAAACCAGGUUCCUUGUCCAAUGAGGAAGCAGUAAUUGUGAAGCUAACAGAGGAGGUGGACAUGGAGGCUGAUGUGCUGUACCCCAUCACGUGUGGAGAUGCCACAGCCACAUUGGUGUGGAAGAAGUUUGUUUGCCCCGGGAUUAAUGUGAAAUGUGUCCAGUUUAAUGAUCAACUCAUCAGCCCCAAGGAGUUUGUCUGCCUUGCAGGCAAGUCCACACUGAAGGACUGGAAAAGAGCCAUCCGACUCAACGGUACCAUGCUCAGGAAGAUCAUGGAUUCCGGCGAGCUGGAAUUCUAUCAUCACGCAAAGGUCUGCUCCAACACCUGCCGCAGCACAAAGAUUGACCUAUUGGGAACUAAAUUGGCCACCGGCUCAGACCAGUCUGCUGACCUGGCUGCUGCCACCUCAUCCAUUGCUUACUUGAAUGGAGACUCCCGCCCUGAGGGAUCAGAGGGACCUUCAGAGGGAGUCACAGCCGUUGGAGAGGAUGCGCUGUCAUUCUGGCGUGCACUGAAGGACGCAGGGCUGCUGGAGGAGGUGAUUGAGGACUUCCAGAAGGAGCUCCAAGAGGUCCUAAAGGGGCUACACGAGAGAGUGUGUGAGCCAUCACUGCAGGUCAAAGAUGCAGCUUUGCUUGACAGCAUCGUGCACAACUUUGGAAUGCUGGAUCUUGUGAAGAAGGUUUUGAGCAGUCAUAAGAGCCAGAUGGACCAUUACAGAGAGCAGUACACCAGCAGCCUCGCUGGUCAGUCUCUUGAGCAACAGUGUGAUGAGCACAGGAAGCGAGCCAAGGAGCUGAAAAGCAAAUCUCAACACCUCAACAGCGUCCUGAUGAACCUCGCGCCUGCAGCCCCGGCGCCCAAACGCUCCCGGAUGGGACGCAUUGUCGGUCCCGCGCCCACACAGGUCGCGAUGCCUCUCAGCCAGCUGAGCGCCGUGCCACUCGGCAAGCUCCUGACCGUAGCGGGUCAUCCAGCUGCCACCAACCUGGGCGGCUACACUCUGCUGACCUCGCCGCUCAACGGCUCGGAGCUGGCGGCCGACGCUUCCAACCUGACGGUGCUCUCCGCUGUGGCGGGUCAAGAGGGGACGUCUUCAGAGAGCGGCACUGUCGUCUCUUCGACCUUUGUCAAAAUGGUCAGCCCUCAGUUCCAGUUGGUGACGCUGCAGGGCCUGGCCGCCGCACAAAACACGAGCAUCGCACAGCCGGUCGGCAGCGUUGCUGUGGUGGACGGCACGGCCACAACCACAGACAUUUUCCUACAGGGAGUCCACGCUGGUGAGAAUGAAGAAGGUCAGCACAAUGAGGUGAGAGUGGAUGACAUGCAGCAGCUGGUGGAGCAGCAAUGAUGGCAAGUACGCAUUUCCUAUGUUCAGGGACACAUUGGGGGUGGGGGGUGUCUUUGUUUGAAAUGAGAAAUUUUUUGUUGAUUAAUGUAUUUAAGACCAUUGCAGUAUUGAGCUUUUUCCUCAUCCAUUUAGAGUAAUUAAUACAGUAGCCGAAGAAAGGUUAUUCAGUGAAUCCCCGCACUUAGCGGUUUGGCUUUUGUGAAUUUGUUUAUUUACAGAUUAAUUAAUUUAUUUUUUUUAAGAAGUCCUCUGUAAUUUGCUGAAAAGCUCACAUUGUCACUGAGGUCAAAGCAAUAGAAGAAUUGCUUUACCUCAAUUUUGUGGCAUCUUGGUACUGAUGAAUUACGUUGAAAUGGGUUAAAAAGCUUUAUUUGGACAAAUGUUGCGCUUGGAUGCCAUCUUGUGGCAUUCGUAAAUAUCAACGUUUUUCGAAUGGUGCCAUUUGCUCAUGAAUUUUUCACUAUUUGCGGCAGCACUCGGUCACUCACAAAUAGCGGUGUUUCACUGUACAAAAUUUGAGGCUUCCUUGAAAAGGCAGCAACUCAAUUUUUGUCAUUGUUCGCCAGAUAACAAGGAAUUGUUGUGAAGGAUUGUGCUUAUCUGUGCUAAGUUUGAGCAUCCUUUAUUCGAUACAAUUAUCUUUUGGCGACAUGGGGAAUCGGAACACAGAAAGUGCCUCAACCAAAGAUGUAUUUGCCUUGUAGUAAACAGUCACCAGCCAAGAGAAAAGAACACAAACACACUCAUGGAUGUCCUGCCGGUGUUUCCCGUGUUGUGUUUCUCUUGGCUGAGUUCCUUGUCUACCAGCAUGUUGCCAUGCUACUUAUACUGACGAUCAACAAAAUGUUUCAAAUACUUUACUUUUGGUUUUGCUCAUCAAGAUGUUUUGUAAAUAUGCCUUUGUGUUGAACAUGAAUUAUUUGAUUUGGACAUUUUAAUUUAUGAAAUAAAUGCUUUAGUGCAUAUUGCAUAUGAACAA
Hippocampus zosterae (dwarf seahorse) is the source of this 2791-nucleotide messenger RNA. It is a transcript of the gene gmeb2, whose product is annotated as glucocorticoid modulatory element binding protein 2. The transcript has 10 exons. Gene Ontology annotation, biological process: positive regulation of transcription by RNA polymerase II. The coding region runs from base 286 to 1812 and encodes 508 amino acids. The record is from RefSeq and is a predicted model, not a curated record. Lineage: Eukaryota; Metazoa; Chordata; Actinopteri; Syngnathiformes; Syngnathidae. Gene Ontology annotation, molecular function: RNA polymerase II cis-regulatory region sequence-specific DNA binding; DNA-binding transcription activator activity, RNA polymerase II-specific. Gene Ontology annotation, cellular component: nucleus.